Rhododendron vialii is the source of this 1512-nucleotide messenger RNA. Its product is annotated as omega-amidase, chloroplastic. Bases 53 to 1204 code for a protein of 383 amino acids. Gene Ontology annotation, cellular component: mitochondrion. The record is from RefSeq and is a predicted model, not a curated record. NCBI's taxonomy places the organism in Eukaryota, Viridiplantae, Streptophyta, Magnoliopsida, Ericales, Ericaceae. Gene Ontology annotation, molecular function: omega-amidase activity. The transcript is spliced from 10 exons. Gene Ontology annotation, biological process: L-glutamine metabolic process; oxaloacetate metabolic process.
UGACCACUACAACGCAACGGUUCUUCGUAGUGGUACCUAAUGACAAAGCUCAAUGAAAACGAUGGCUGCAAUUAGCUUCCUCUCGUCAUCCAUCCUCAGGCUCAACUCAUCCAAUCGGAGUCUGUCGAAACGCUAUAAACCUAUCUCUCGCUUCACCACCAAAACUUCCUUCCUAAUUCCUUUCCACAACCACAAUUUCAGUCACAAUAACCUCAACAAUCAUCCCAAGGGGAAACACACAGCAGUCUCUUCAGCUACAACAAACACGAUGGCCGCUGCCUCCGUAGCCGCCGAGGAAUCUAGGGUUCCUCCCGCUGUUCCCUUGCCCACCCCUCCCCUCACCAAGUUCAAGAUUGCUCUUUGCCAGUUAUUGGUAACUGCUGACAAGGAAAGAAAUAUUGCUCAUGCUCGAAAAGCAAUCGAGGAAGCUGCACAAAAGGGUGCCCAGUUAGUUGUUCUUCCUGAAAUAUGGAAUAGUCCAUACUCAAAUGCUAGUUUCCCAGUAUAUGCAGAGGAUAUUGAUGCGGGUGGUGAUGCAUCUCCUUCAACUAUGAUGCUGUCUGAACUCUCCCGGAGUCUACAGAUUACAGUUGUUGGUGGCUCUAUACCAGAACGUUCUGGUGAUAAGUUGUACAAUACCUGCUGUGUCUUUGGUAGUGAUGGAAAGCUCAAGGCAAAACACAGGAAGGUACAUCUUUUUGACAUUGAUAUUCCAGGUCAGAUAACCUUUAAGGAAUCACUGACUCUUACAGGAGGGGAGAGCCCAACUAUUGUGGAUACAGAUGUCGGUCGGAUUGGCAUCGGCAUAUGCUACGAUAUCCGGUUCCAGGAAUUAGCUAUGCUAUAUGCAGCAAGAGGGGCUCACUUGAUCUGCUAUCCUGGGGCAUUUAACAUGGUGACUGGUCCAUUGCACUGGGAGCUAUUGCAGAGAGCGAGGGCAAUGGAUUGCCAGUUGUUUGUGGCAACUUGUUCACCUGCUCGAGAUGCUAGUGCUGGUUAUGUAGCUUGGGGACACUCUACCCUUGUUGGACCGUUUGGGGAGGUCAUGGCAACAACAGAGCAUGAUGAGGCAAUAGUAGUUGCAGAGAUAGAUUAUUCGCUAAUUGAUCUUAGAAGAACCAAUCUUCCAUUUCAGAAGCAGAGGCGAGGGGAUUUGUACCAGUUGGUAGAUGUCCAGAGGCUGAAAGCGGAAUCAACCAAAUGACAAGUUUCAGAAACUAGGAAGGUAGGAUGAACGCUGCCCCCUUGGAAAAUUAUGCAGCCAUCUCUUGUCUGGAUGGUUAAAUUGGUAUUUGAUGCAUUAUGAUCCAAUCAGCUUAAUGAUGGAGGAGUAAAGCCUUUCGAGGUGUAUGCUUGACUUGAUUAUUCUGUCCCCAGUAGAACUCGGUAUGGAAACGAUGUUCAUUCUUGGAUAUUAUGCUGUCUUGAUGGAAGAAAAUAAUUGUAGACAUUUUGUGACUGCUUGUUGCUUUGGUUGCGAAUUGAUCCGAAUAAUCUGCUUCUUUUAAGAUU